UUCACCUGCUCUGAAUGUGGGAAAGGGUUCAGUCAAUCAUCUCAGCUGAAUGAACACCAGCGAGUUCACACUGAAAAGAUGCCAUACACCUGCUCAGACUGUGGGAAGGGAUUCACUCAGACAAAUCACCUGCUACGACAUCAGUUGGUUCACACUGGGGAGAGGCCAUUCACCUGCUCAGACUGUGGGAAGCGAUUCAAUCACUCGUCUAACCUACAGAGACACCAGAGUGUUCACACUGGGGAGAAGCCAUUCACAUGCUCUGAAUGUGGGAAAGGAUUCACCCAUUCAUCUCAACUGAAGGAGCAUCAACGAGUUCACACUGGGGAGAAGCCGUUCACUUGCUCUGAAUGUGGGAAGGUAUUUUCUUGGUCACCUGAACUGAAGAUACAUCAGCGAGUCCACACUGGGGAGAAGCCGUUCAGCUGCUCUGAAUGUGGGAAAGGAUUUAUUCGUUCAUCUCUGCUCUUAAGACACCAGCAAAUUCACACUGGGGAGAAACUGUUCAUCUGCUCUGAAUGUGGGAAGGGAUUCACUCAAGCGUCUAACCUACUGACACACCAGGGAGUUCACACUGGGGAGAAGCCGUUCACUUGCUCUGAAUGUGGGAAAGGAUUCACCCAGUCAUCUAAACUGAAGUUACAUCAGCGAGUUCACACUGGGGAG
This is a messenger RNA of Mobula hypostoma (lesser devil ray), 666 nucleotides long. Its product is annotated as zinc finger protein 214-like. Gene Ontology annotation, molecular function: DNA-binding transcription factor activity, RNA polymerase II-specific; RNA polymerase II transcription regulatory region sequence-specific DNA binding. Gene Ontology annotation, biological process: regulation of transcription by RNA polymerase II. Gene Ontology annotation, cellular component: nucleus. The annotation marks the transcript as partial. NCBI's taxonomy places the organism in Eukaryota, Metazoa, Chordata, Chondrichthyes, Myliobatiformes, Myliobatidae. The transcript has a single exon. The record is from RefSeq and is a predicted model, not a curated record.